AACUUUAUUUCAACGGGAGCAUAUUUUUUGGCCGCAAAGUGUCAUGCAUAUUUGUGAAGUGGACAACCGAACCAAAGUGGGUCGUGUACCCCGUGCGUGCCCUCGUUGGCGUCACCACCGGUACGUGUCUCCAUCGCACAGCUAUGCCCGAGCAACCGCAGUGGCUGGAAGGAUCAACUGGGAAAAGGAUAAAUCAACGGCGCCACCGUAGCCAUUGAUAUUUGAGAGAAAGCAUUCCGAGUAUGAACCUUUCGUGGGAUUCUACGCGGCAGCUGCUUCCUGUCCCCGACAUUGACGAGAUCGGUGAGCAUGUGAAAAGGGCGCCCGGCUUGAACGCUUAGCCAACUUCGUCCAGCACAGCCGCUGAGAAGAGCUGGCGGUAUGUCAGGAAGGAGGAGGGCCUCAGCAUGCGGAACACCUGGCGGUCGUAGUCACGUGGUGACGUCUGCGCAGGCGAAUCGCCACCCCGACGAAAGACACAAGGUCUCCAUGGAAAUGUACAGGAAGUACGGACCCAUUUACGUCGAGAGGCUACAGGGUCGGUACUCGCUGGUGCACAUCGUCAAAGGCACGGACGUACGGAAGCUACACCAGGAAGAAGGCAAAGAACCGUUCAGGUUGGGAGCGACGCCCUUGAAGCACUACCGUACGUCCAGGCCCGAAUACUACGUCGACGCCGGUCUUCUAAAUCUCCAAGGCAAAAAGUGGCAGAGGGUCCGGUCGAGCACGCAGCCACACACCCUGAAAGUUCGAACGGCAAUGGCAUACGUGCCAGCCAUGCACAGAAUCUCCGACGAAGCUCUGACUCUCAUUGAUGAGGUCAUGGACAAAAACGGCAAAGUAAAGAACUGCUUUCGAAUCCUCCAGCAAUGGGCCCUGGAAAGUAUAGCUUCCGUCACCGCCGACAUGAAACUGUGCUGUUUGAAGGACCCGCUUGACCCAACAUCUGACGGUGCCGCCAUACUAGAGGACAUAAAAACUGCUUUUACUUGCAUACAAAAGCUCGGCUACCGGUUUCCGUACUUCCACUACUUGGGGACGCCCACUUGGCGACGUUUCGAGAAAGCUAUGGACGACUUCACCAAGCGCACAUACCGUCAGAUUGAAGAAGCGGCCCGGCGUAUAGAAUGUCAAAAGCUGGAAAGCGAGUCAACAGUAUUGCGACGCCUGCUACUUGAAAAGAAGUUGACCUUCGGAGAAAUUUUCACAUUCACUAGCGAUUUCAUUCUCUCAGGCGUUGAUACGACAGCGUUUGCCACAACUUGCUUGUUGUUCCAAUUAGCGAAGAAUCGAGAAGCUCAGCAGAAAGCACGCUCUGAAAUUCUGGAUGCUGCUCGGGAAAAUUCGGGCUUCAUAGCACCAGAACAACUUGAGAAAAUGCUGUUCCUCAAGGCGUGCCUCAGAGAAAGCCUAAGGUUGAACCCACCUGCUCCAGGAAUUUACAGAAUACUGGACCAUGACGUUGUGAUGUCAGGCUACAUGGUCUCAGCUGGGGUGCCUAUCUUUGUAGAUUACUACGUCGCUGGACGCAUCAAUGAAAAUUUUAGCCAUCCUGAGCUGUUCCUACCUGAGCGCUGGCUGAAAGAGCAGCCAGAAAACCUGCACCAUGACAGAUACGCAUCCCUUCCGUUUAGCUUUGGACCGCGGAUGUGUCCUGGCCGAACAAUAGCGGAGCUCCACGCAUGCCUUCUUGUAGCCAAGAUUUUGCUGAAGUACGAGGUUCAUUGUGAGAAAGAAGACAUUGGGUUUCAUGGACGGUUGGGCAACGUACCGAAUGACUCAGUCGACUUCUCUCUCAAAAACGUUUCUACGCCAGCUGUAUUAAAAAUGGUUUAAUGAGCAGGUGUUAGGUGUCACUCUAAGCAUACUGCGCUGAGGCAUCGUGGUGGUACACUAUAAUGACAACCUGUAAUUAGGGUAUUGAAUUAACUAAUAAAACCACUGUUUG
Messenger RNA from Dermacentor albipictus, 1948 nucleotides. Its product is annotated as probable cytochrome P450 49a1. The record is from RefSeq and is a predicted model, not a curated record. Lineage: Eukaryota; Metazoa; Arthropoda; Arachnida; Ixodida; Ixodidae. Gene Ontology annotation, molecular function: iron ion binding; oxidoreductase activity, acting on paired donors, with incorporation or reduction of molecular oxygen; heme binding.